This is a messenger RNA of Theobroma cacao (cacao), 1753 nucleotides long. RefSeq names its product NPL4-like protein B. Lineage: Eukaryota; Viridiplantae; Streptophyta; Magnoliopsida; Malvales; Malvaceae. Gene Ontology annotation, biological process: ubiquitin-dependent protein catabolic process. Gene Ontology annotation, cellular component: nucleus. Gene Ontology annotation, molecular function: ubiquitin binding; ubiquitin protein ligase binding. The record is from RefSeq and is a predicted model, not a curated record.
AGCGAUCCACCAAACAAGAGCUGUCAACUCAUCAGAAUCCAAACUAUUUCACUCCAAGCACUUGUUCUCUCCAACACUUACUUUCUCCCUUAUAAGAAUACCACGAAUUCCAUCUUUCCUCACCGUCUCAGCUAAAACUCAAUUAACUCUUCUAUACCCAUCCAAACGCCACCGUCUCGGUGUCAAGAUGCUGCUCAGAAUACGCAGCCGAGACGGCCUCGAACGGAUCCAAGUCGACGGCCCUCACAUAUCGAUCUCCCAAUUAAAAACCCUAAUUGAAUCCCAACUCCAAAUCCCCAUCCAGAACCAAACUCUUUCCACCGAUCAAAAUCUUCUUUUAGCUAAAACCCCCGUCGACCUCCUCCGUUUCACCGACAUGGCCGACCCUUCCACCCCACUCUCUGCCCUAAACCUCUCCCACGGCUCCAUUAUGUUUCUCUACUAUCACGGUGAACGCACCGUCCGUGGCGGCCCCGCCGUUUCUCCCGCCGGCUCAUUCGGCCGUAAAAUGACCAUGGACGACCUCAUCGCAAAACAAACCAGGAUCACCCGCCAGGAAUCCCCUCACUGCGACUCUGUUUCCUUCGAUCGCGAUUCUGCUAACGCUUUCCAACGAUACGUCAACGAAACGCUGGCGUUCGCUUCCAAACGCGGCGGCUUCAUGUACGGCAACGUCACGGAAGAAGGUAGAGUGGAAGUUGAUUUUAUUUACGAGCCACCUCAGCAGGGAAUGGAAGACGAUUUGAUCCUUUUAAGGGAUCCUGAAGAAGAGAAAUUGGUUGAUGCCAUCGCUGCAGGGUUAGGGAGGAAGAGAGUAGGGUUUAUCUUUACGCAGACGAUAAUGCAAGACAAAAAGGACUAUAAUUUUUCAAACAAGGAGGUCCUACAGGCUGCGGAGCUUCAUGCGGAGAGUGGGCUGAAGGAGUGGGUAACGGUUGUGGUGAAGCUGGAAGCCAGUGAAGAUGGGGGUGCGGAUGUGCAUUUUGAGGCUUUUCAAAUGAGUGAUAUGUGUGUUAAGUUAUUGAAGGAAGGGUGGUUUGUUACGGAGUUUGGAGAGAAUGAUGAUCCCAAACUUUCGAAGAUGAAGAAAGAUGUUGUUGUUGGUGGGAAGGAUGUUAAGGAGGUUGAUAAUGAUUUCUUCUUGGUGGUUGUUAAGAUUUUCGACCAUCAGGGACCUCUUUCCACAACCUUCCCCAUUGAGAAUCGGAACACCCAUGCGGCAAUGACGGCACUGAAGAGUCAUCUAGAUAGGACGAAGAGUCUUCCAUUUGUGAAGAGGAUUUCUGAUUUUCACUUGCUGCUGUUUCUGGCCCAGUCUCAUGGCCUUGGUUCUGACGUUCCUGCACUGGCAGAGUGUGUUGACUCACAGACAGCAGUGCCAGAAGGUUAUCAGCUCCUAAUUGAGUCCAUGGCCAGCACAUCUUGAUGUUACUUAGAUGCUUCUUUGCUUAUGGGAUGUACUGUAUAUUUAUGAUUUAUAUUAAAUUACUUUGUGCCAUUGCUUACUAGACUCACCAGCAAUCUCAGUUUUCAAUUCCUCCCGUGGUACAGAGGGCCCUCUUCCUUGACAGUGUUACCUAGCAGUCUCCAACUUCGUGCUUUGGAUUCAAGCUGAAAAGUGAUCCAUUGGUCAUAUUUUUACUUUUAUGCGGAAGUGGGUUGAGUCGGUUUGAUGAUUCGUUCAUCUUAAACUUAAAAUGUUACUUGAUACAUAAAAUUUAUGAUGUGAAUUUACGGUUAAAGAUUCUUGUGC